Molecule: messenger RNA, 647 nt
Organism: Neolamprologus brichardi
Lineage: Eukaryota; Metazoa; Chordata; Actinopteri; Cichliformes; Cichlidae
Source: RefSeq, a predicted model, not a curated record
UGGUUUAUUUACGGAAAGUUCAUUACUUCUCCAUAAAAUCAGAGGCGGAUUCAUCGUACAAUUGAGAGGAAAUAAGUCCAUGGAAAAAAAAGACAGAGUGAGGACUCUUUAUCAAAGAAUUUCCAGUAGUUAGCUAAACGUCACGAUCUGCUUCUGGUCCUCAAUGACAGACACUUGACUUUAAGCUAGUAAGAAUGAGCUUUAGACUGUGGACAUUUACUUAUUUGUGACGGGAACAAUUAAGGUUGAGUCGGAUCAGUUUGUGAAGAUGCCAGCUGGGGUGUCUUGGGCUCGGUACAUCCGGAUGUUAGGAGCCAGUGUUUUGGCCAUGUUUGCAGGAGCACAGGCUGUCCAUCAAUACUACCUGCCUGAUCUGAGUAUACCAGAUGUCCCACCAAAGCCUGGUGAGCUUCGAACGGAGCUGCAGGGCUACAAAGUCAGAGAAGAAGCCUUAAAGAAGGUUAAAUCUGAACAAGAUACCGGCUGAUGUGGAUCUACAUCCUCUGUGUGACAGACACUGAAAGAAGCAGAUAGCACUAGCCCCACUAUGUCAUGUGUGGGAUGUCUGCACAUAAAUAUUUUCUGUGUUUUCUUCUAAUGGGACAAACAGGAGAAGAAUAAAGUACCAUACCAUUGGCUAUCAGGGA